UAAUUGAAACCGGCCGAUGCGCUCUUAUCAUAAUCCGACGUGCCGUUGCAUGGAACGCGCGUCUUUUAAAAUUUCAAGUCGAAAAAUAAAUUCAAUUUUAGUUGAAAUUAAUAAUUAAUAUUUAUUUCAGUGCAUUAUAAAUUUUAUUUUAUUGAAUAUAGCUUGUUGUAGUUUUUAUAAAUUGUGAAGUGUUUUUGUGGACAGUAUUCCUGUUUUGCCGUUUUGUUUGCGAGUUUAUUUAUUCUUGGGAAAUUAUAAAUAAAGCAACAAAAAUGGCGCCCAAGUCUCCAUCAUUCCCCGGCAUCGCCGAGUCGUCGUCUAGUCAUAGGAUAAGCUACUGUAUGUUUGCCAUCCUGUUAUUAGCGUUACCUGUAGCACAAUGUCAGAGCGAAAGAAUGUAUGUAAAUAUCACGGACAUCAACCUCCUCGUGGACCAGACGUUCCUAUUCCAGUUAAUACAAGUAGGAGAAUACAACACAUCACUAAAAGUAGCAGCGCAGAUCCAACACCCGGAUAUAGUGCAGUUCAUCCCACCAGUUAUCGAUAUACCCGGCUCGCAGGAGCCCAACUCUAAUGCGACGCUCACAUACGAUAUAUGCGCUUACGGCAAGAGCCCGGGACAUUCCGAUGUCACGUUUAAUGUGACACCAACUGGGAUAGUUGACCUACAGUCAGUAUUCCUGCGCGUCACAGUAAUGCACUCGCAACACAUCUACAUAAUAUCUUACAUCAUGGGUUGGAUAUACUUCGUGGCUUGGUCAAUCUCCUUCUAUCUCCAAAUCUACAUCAACUUCAAGAGAAAAAGUGUUGUUGGACUCAACUUUGACUUCCUGGCGCUCAACAUCAUGGGUUUUACCAUGUAUUCGCUCUUCAACUGUGGAUUAUACUUCUCUGAAGUCAUACAGGCGGAAUACUUCAGUCGCCAUCCCAGAAGUCACAACCCCGUGCAGCUAAACGAUGUUUUCUUCUCACUGCACGCCGCUUUCGCCACUCUCGUUACUAUCACCCAGUGCUUCAUAUAUGAGAGAGAAGACCAACGGGUGUCAAACGUCGGUCGCUCCAUACUGGGUGGAUUUGUCGGUGUAAUCAUAAUCACGGCGAGUCUGGGCGCCGCCAACAAGAUAGCCUGGCUCGACUUCCUCUACUACUGCAGCUACAUCAAACUGUGCAUCACGCUCAUCAAAUACGUGCCUCAAGCAUACAUGAACUACAAGCGCAAAUCGACAGUGGGUUGGUCGAUCGGGAACAUUUUCCUGGACUUCACGGGCGGUUUCCUGUCCAUCCUUCAAAUGACGCUCAACGCAUACAACUAUAAUGAUUGGAUCUCCUUCUUUGGUGACGCGACGAAAUUCGGCCUCGGCGCGUUCUCAUUGGCCUUCGAUAUAUUCUUCAUGCUGCAACACUAUGUGUUCUACAGACUGGACAAGAAGUUUAUAAGAGUUGACAGUAGUGAUGAGGCUUCAACUAUGACCGGUAGCGCGGAUUCGAGUGAAUACUUUUUAAUUAAAACUUGGCACGCCGACGAGAAGAAAUACGAUUUGGAAGCGAAGGCGUGAUGGAGCACGCUGCUCAACAUAUUACACACCCCUAGAUCAAUACUGUCUCAACUCAAAAAUUAUUUUUUUGCAGAAACUAGAAAAAUAGUUUUUUUAUAAUGUACGGAAAUGUAUUAAAAUUUUAUAAAAGUUUAGAAUGAAAUAUUGUGCUUUGAAUUAAGCCAUACAGUUUUCCCAUACACAUAAUCGAGUUUGGGAUGAGAAAACUGAGAUUAGGUUUUUGAGUUGACACAGUUUUGGUCUAAGUUUUAUAAUAUUAAAUAAUAAUUAAUUAUUUAUUUUACAACAAUUUCCUAUUAGUGUUUUUAAUUUUAAAAGGUACUACAGGUAACUAUCGAUUCUGAAUUAUAUAAAAAAUAUUGCUAACUUUUUGAGUCUCUCAACUUUCACGAAUUUUGUCGCAAAAAAUUGAUUGUUUGGACUCAAAAAUUAAAAAAUACACGGCGACUUAAAAUUCUAAACAUUUUUGGUUUGUAAAAAAAAUGAAAUGUAAUAACAGCGAAUAUUACGUCAAAAUUAAAUAUAGAUCUGAAUUUUAGGCAACUGUGGCACUUAGGCACUUUAUAUAAUGACUAUAUUUUUAAACAAAAUGUAGCUUGCCAUUUUAUUUAUGAUGACCAGAGUUAAGUCUGGUCAUCAUAAAUAGAGUCUGACAAGAUAUAACAUUUAAUUUGCAUGGCGGCCAUUUUGAAAUUCUUUGUUUUUUUAUUUAUUUUAUAGCGGCAACAGAAACAAACACUGCAAAUUUCAACUGUCUACCUAUUACGGUUCAUGCCUGGUGACAGAUAGACGGAAAGACAGCGGAGGCUUAGUAAUCGGGUUCCGUUGGCACCCCUGGGGUACGGAACCCUGAAAAUAACUCUGAUCCAUUUUUUCGGCAACUAAUAAUUUAAAAUAAUAAAUCAAAAACUAGGAAAUUAUAAGUAUGAUUUUAUGUUAGCUUUAGUAAGAUAUUAUUCCACCUUUCAACGCAAUGGCUAUAAAAAAUAUUUGAUAGACUGGAUCUUCAACUGCAAUAAUAAUGGAGACAAGAUCACCAUUUUAUGUAAUAAAGUGUAAUCACAGAAUUCAAAAUGUAUAGAAAUGGUAUAAGGGCACGAGUGAAAAACAGACAUAAACGCUUAGUGGUAUUUGUCUGUCGCGGUAUUAAAGAACAACAAGUACCAUUUCCUAUUACCAGAUUUGGAAUUCUGUGAUUAAGACCAUUUUAAUAGUUUUGCAAAUAGAAACAUUGUUCGUUUGGGAGUAUGGACUGCUAUUUUAUAAGAUCUUAUCUUUAUUGUUAUAUUUU
Messenger RNA from Maniola jurtina (meadow brown), 2847 nucleotides. It is a transcript of the gene Ctns, whose product is annotated as cystinosin homolog. Gene Ontology annotation, cellular component: lysosomal membrane. The transcript is spliced from 10 exons. The record is from RefSeq and is a predicted model, not a curated record. Lineage: Eukaryota; Metazoa; Arthropoda; Insecta; Lepidoptera; Nymphalidae. Gene Ontology annotation, molecular function: L-cystine transmembrane transporter activity. Gene Ontology annotation, biological process: L-cystine transport. The coding region runs from base 273 to 1556 and encodes 427 amino acids.